ACUCAGUCUCAACAGGCUUUGUCCCUCUUCAUUGCAGAUCCCCGGGGAGCAGCUUUCCUCAGCCCAGCUCCAAGCUGGUGAGAGCUGUGAAGGCUCUGACAACACCCACCCUGGAGCGAUUUCAAGCUGAAGAGGAAGAGCUGAGGACCAUCGUAUCUCUACAUGGAGACCAGAUGGAGAGAGUUGGAAACAUCAUGGGACAUAUCUUCAUCUGGCUGGACAACGUCUGUGAUCCCAGAGCCAGAAAAGCAGCGCUGAGGGCCACGGCCUUGCUGGCUCGUUCCCACCCCCAGGACGUGGUUCUGAGCUGUGUGGCACACACACUGUCAUCAGACAGGCCAAUAAAUGACUUUGGGGCUCACUCCACAUCCCUGGAUCAUGAGGUCUGGCUGCUCCCUAUUGCGUGAGAGAAGGCAAAGAUGGAAGAGGUCCAUGAGGUCCAUCUGUCUGUCCCCUGGGGACCAGUGGAGGAUUGUUACCUGUACUCAGAUCCCUAGUUCUUCCAUGGCUGAGGAAGUGGUGAAAAAACGCACUCAUCCUUAUGGAGCUGCGCAGCAGAGGCAAUAAGGACCAUUUACGAGGUCCUUUUCCUGUGGGGAUACCAAGAAACCAUCCUGGAAAUGUGUCCCCAGAUGCUCAUCCUCUGCCUCCCGCAAGUGCAGUAUGUGAUGGAUCUGCGCUUGCCAGGGAUCCACAUGCCAGCGAGACAUCCAGCCCCGAGGAAGGAUCCAACUCCUCAGCCCCCUAAGCACAUCAGUGGAGGCUGUGAAGACUCUCUUUUCCAUGCCCCGAUACUGGAAGGAAUUUGCCAGCAUCCAUUUUUGGCAGGGUUGGGACAUGAUAUCCUCCCGAAAUUACUACUCGCAGUGCGUUGGCCUGAUUGCAAGAGCCAUGAUCGAGUUUGAGAACCCUCAGCUCCCUGCAGUUUUCAGAGAGGCCAUCACCAUUGUCCAAAGUGAGAAGGAGGAGGAGGAGCAGAGAAAUAUCGCCAUGACAUUCUGCACUGAGUUUCUCCAGAGUCCUUCCAUUGAGACGAUAUUGACAAAAUCAGAGCUCCAGGCGCAGCUCAUGGAAUGGACCCAAGACAAAAAUCCCAUUGUACGUAGGCUCAGUCUGCGAGGCCUUGGAAGUAUUGUGCUCCAGACAGAAAAGGUGCAAUGGUUACGGGCCCAGCUACCAGCGAUCAAGGACAUGUUGUGUGACAGGGAUGGAGGGCGUGUCAUGGGGGCAAUGCAUAAAGCUGCAGACAUCAUCUACCUCCUCAACAGGGAGGGGCUUGGCUCCAUCUCCGAGAACAUUGCUGUCAGCCUUCGCCCCUUCAUUGACGAUGUAAGGCUUGGAACCGCAGGAUAAGCCCAUUCACCCUCUCCGCCUGUCUCUGAUGCCCUUGUCUCUCUUUCCCCAUCCCCAUCCCCUUGCCUCCUGCCCCUCAGCCCUACCAUGGAGCCUCCUCAGUGCCAUGCUUCCAGCCCCUGCUGGAGCCUGGCCUGGGGGAGAGGGGGCCUGGCACUGGACAGAUGAUCAGCUGUCUGGAGAACACAGGCCCCAAAGAGGUGGAGAUUCCCAGCAGGAAAGAGGUGGGUUGGGAAUGGCCCAGUUCUCAGGGGCACCGAAGAACAAAAGUAAUGCAGUGUUUUGUAGCAGCACCUCCCUGCAAGGCUCCAGCAGCUGCUCCUCCCCUUCCCCAGACCGGUCUCCAGCAGCCUUCCCUCUCUCUCCCCUAAUCUUCUAGGGGUCUAGGAUUCUGUGCUCUCCAGACAGACAUUGCGUCUAGGACACCAUGGGGCUGCACUGCCCUGCACAGCAUCUCAGGCCCUGUUCUGCACAAGAUGUCUAUGGCGCUGGCCUGGUGGCCUCACUGCUCCUGCGAGCCAAGUCAGUUAACACGGGGGGAACCGGAGCAGCAUGCAGAUUAUGACUGUCAUGUUAUGCUCUGAUACUGCCUGGCUUUAACCGGGCUUCCCCAUUCCCUGUCCGUCACUGCCAGGAGAGGGCAGUGUGCCUCCGCUGCCAUUUUACUGCUUGUCAACAUGGUGAGCAGCGUGAAGGACAGACAGCUGCAAGGGAGGGGUAGGAAUCAGUCCCAGAGGGUUAAAAGGCCCUCCUCCUCAUCAACUGGGAGGCGACUACAGGUCAAUCAGGUUCAGCUGA
Mauremys mutica (yellowpond turtle) is the source of this 2151-nucleotide messenger RNA. RefSeq names its product maestro heat-like repeat family member 5. Gene Ontology annotation, cellular component: cytoplasm. Lineage: Eukaryota; Metazoa; Chordata; Testudines; Geoemydidae. Bases 784 to 1353 code for a protein of 189 amino acids. The record is from RefSeq and is a predicted model, not a curated record. The transcript is spliced from 8 exons.